Molecule: messenger RNA, 2094 nt
Organism: Hyalella azteca
Lineage: Eukaryota; Metazoa; Arthropoda; Malacostraca; Amphipoda; Hyalellidae
Product: MFS-type transporter SLC18B1-like
Exons: 2
Coding region: 258-1598 (446 amino acids)
Biological process (GO): transmembrane transport
Molecular function (GO): transmembrane transporter activity
Source: RefSeq, a predicted model, not a curated record
AUGUGUCUGUUCAUGUGAUGAUAGGCUGUCCUCAUGAGUUGUUUGGCCUGAUUUCGACGCACUAAAUUCCAUGUUUAUUAACAUCUUCAGAGGAUUCACAAUAGUCGGACAGCUGGUUUAACGUCAUGAAUUUUUUCUACAUAGCUCGGUUGUGGGGCACUCAUUUUGAAAGAUUGCUGUUCUCGUAAGGACAAGGACUGUUAGACGCAUUGCAGUGACGUCGGUUCCUUGAGUCUGAGAGGGUGAAUGCAUCCACGAUGGGAAACUACACCCGUAAGCAGUUGUUAAUUCUCAUCGUAUUCUGCAUUGCACAGUUCUUCAUGGCCGUGUGCAUUUCUAUACAAGCACCAUUCUACCCACAUGAAGCUGAGAAGAAAGGUGUCACAGCCACGCAGUACAGUUUCGUGUUUGCAGUUUUCGAACUGGUUGUGUUUACUGUGUGUCCAAUAUACGGCCAGUUCUUGGAGAGAAUAGGGGCCAACUUUAUGAAAAAUGCUGGAAUUUUUACUGUAUCAGUAUCGUGCAUUUUAUUUGGAUUUCUUAACCGAAUGAGCGGACCUACUGUUUUUUUAACAUUCUCGUUCAUCAUUCGGAUAAUGGAAGCGCUGGGUGGGGCCGCCUUCAGCACCACAGCUUAUAGCAUUACAGCGCAGGAAUUCCCCUUGAAUGUUGCUUCUGCUUUUGCCACUCUCGAAACUUUCUUCGCGCUUGGUUUGAUAGCGGGACCCAUAGUCGGAGGAGCUUUGUACGAGUUGGGAGGCUUCACUCUGCCCUUUGUGGUGCUAGGCUGCCUCUUGAUGGUCGCAGCAGUCGUGGUGUGUUGCGCCAGACCACCUUCAAGAUACUCGGUGUUUUCGCUUAUGAAGAAACCAAAAAUAUUCCUUUUCGCAUUUACUACAAUGUCGGGGUCUCUCAGCGUUGGCUUCUUGUUUUCAACUCUGGAGCCCCACAUACGUCCGUGGAAUCUCACUCCUCUAGAGAUCGGCCUAAUCUUCGUUUUAGACGGCUUCGCUUAUGCCGUUUCUGCGCCAAUUUGGGGCCUUUUAUGCGACAGAUGUCUUCCAGAGCGAGCUGCUACAACGAUGGGGGCUUUAACAGCCACAGUGGCUUUCUUACUGUUGGGUCCUUCACCCAUUCUACCCAUUAAAAACAGCAUACCACUGUGCAUCUGUGCCUUGGUUGUUCAUGGCCUUGGGUUCGGGGCCGAGUUUGUGGCCACUUUCAGCGGAAUGCAUAAGGAAGCCGUCGAGGCUGGGCUCCCGGACGAUCUCACAACCUACGGACUAGUGUCCGGACUCUGGAAUUCUUCUUUUGCUCUUGGCGCCUUCAUCGGGCCAUCUAUCGCCGGGGUCAUGUUUGACAGCGUUGGAUUUGGUUGGGGCACCUCCAUCAUUGCCCUGCUUCACCUAUUUGUGGCCAUUGUCACAAUCGUUCUAUCUUGCUACUACCGCUACUACCCAGACGAAGAUCUUUAUGAAAAAAUGUCUCUUUUUCAACGACCUAUACGAAAAAGUGAAUCCGCCUACUCCACGUAUGACGGCGACUGCAACUCAACCCGAGUAUCUCGCGAGGAUAUCGCCAUAGGUACAGUUGAUUAAAUGAUUACGCUUAGGAUAUUACAAAAAUGGUUUUGCAUAUUUUCACUUGUUGGCAUAUGCCUCACAGCCGAGGAAAGGCUGUCGUAAGUCAAGUAAUUUACUAGUUUCGCAAGUUUGUUAUGAUUCCUAAUCCCUAAGAAUAAUUUUUUUUGUUGAGGUUGAACUCAGUUUAGUUUUUGUUAAGGAUGAACAUUUGGUGGAACUCAGAUUGCGUGAGACGAAUUAAAUUUUAUUAUGGAUGUAAAUUCAGCUUCUACCUUUACUCAGCACCUACGAAGAGUCCUAGUUCCUAGAGUAGCUCACGAAAUCCUUUGAUUCGUGUUUGAGCUACUUGCUUGAAAAUCACAUAAUGCUCAUUUGAAUCUGUAGACUGCAACUAAUGCAGCGAAUUUUUUGCUAACACGAGAUGAGGAAUGGAUGAAACCUUUCGUACUUACGAGUUAUGUGCUUGUAGUUAUGCAGUCUCGAUUGCAUAUGGUGGACUUACAGCUUUCAU